Messenger RNA from Daktulosphaira vitifoliae (grape phylloxera), 1271 nucleotides. Its product is annotated as pyridoxine/pyridoxamine 5'-phosphate oxidase. The record is from RefSeq and is a predicted model, not a curated record. Gene Ontology annotation, biological process: pyridoxine biosynthetic process; pyridoxal 5'-phosphate biosynthetic process. Lineage: Eukaryota; Metazoa; Arthropoda; Insecta; Hemiptera; Phylloxeridae. Bases 139 to 1029 code for a protein of 296 amino acids. Gene Ontology annotation, molecular function: FMN binding; pyridoxamine phosphate oxidase activity. The transcript is spliced from 5 exons.
GGUGAUGUGAUACAAACAACCGCAGUUAUAUCAAGACGGUAGAGGAUUUUUGAAUGUGUACGAUCAUCAUAAUAAUAUAUCGUGUGAUGAAAAUAUUUUAAAACAAUUUAUUAUUUAAUCUACUUAGAUUAAUUUACAAUGCCGGUAGUAUCUUCUUGUUGUCGGGUUUGUUCCAAAUUAUUUGAUUCUCACGAUUGUCUACUAAAAUGCGAUCAGUGUUUUUUUUUUGUUCAUAAAAAUUGUUCAAAACUUUCUGCUGAAGAAUUGAAAUGUUUAGCAUCGGCAAAUAGAAGUUUAAAGUUUUAUUGUGAAGAUUGUGAUGUUGGUAGAUUAUCCAAAGGGUUUGAUAGACACAUAAACCAUUCUAUAGAGUUGACGGAGUCGGUUGCCGAAGACAGUGAUGUACACAAGAUAAAAACAUCUUUUGUAGAUCCAAUAGACCUUUUUAGUCAAUGGUACAACGAGCAUAUGGCAGUCAAUGUUAACGUUACUUCCGCUAAAGCAUUUAGUUUAGCAACCAUCUCUAAAACUGGGAAGGUAUCAUGCAGAAGCCUUAUUCUCCGUCGUUUAGAUAAAGAUGGAUUUGUUAUGAUGACAGACGGGAGGAGUAGUAAAUCAAAAGAAUUGGCUGAAAACCCUGUAGCAUCUAUGGUGUUUCUAUGGUUGGGUAAAACAACAAGCAAUGAUAACCAGACCAGACAGGUUCGCAUAGAAGGUGUAGUGAACAAAUUAAGCACAGAUAACAUGCAGGAGCUCUAUGACAUUGAACCGUUGUUUUGUAAGAUUAGGGCCCAAAUUUGUGAACAGGGUCAACCCGUUGAAUGGAAUAGACUUAAACGUGAUCAUGAUCUACUGCUUAACAAAGUGAUCAAUGAAAAUAUACCUCUUCCUAAACCGGAUCACGUAGUCGCCUACAAACUUGUUCCUAACGUGAUGGAAUUUUACGAAACUACAGGUAUGAAAAUAGCAGAUCGCCUACUAUUUGUCAAGGAUGAUGCAUUCUGGAGAUCAAAACGCUUGGCCGCAUAACUCACAUAAAAUAUUUAAAUCGUUUUUUAAUAAAUUUAUGUUUGUUAUUUUUUAAUGAUCAUGGUUUUUGCACUGACUUUGAAUGUUUUUUCAUCUGGAUAUUAACUGCACAUUCAGUUGCUUUUGGUUUUUAAAUAAAAAAAUCAAUAAUAAAAUUUACUUUUAAUGUAAUACAAGUAUUUAGUUUCAAAAUUCAUAUCAUUAUAAGGCAAAUAUCUAACAAAAUUUUAAUAAAAAUUUUC